Eupeodes corollae is the source of this 789-nucleotide messenger RNA. RefSeq lists its product as uncharacterized. NCBI's taxonomy places the organism in Eukaryota, Metazoa, Arthropoda, Insecta, Diptera, Syrphidae. Gene Ontology annotation, biological process: DNA integration. The coding region runs from base 1 to 789 and encodes 262 amino acids. Gene Ontology annotation, molecular function: nucleic acid binding. The transcript has a single exon. The record is from RefSeq and is a predicted model, not a curated record.
AUGUCUCGACCAUUCAGCCAUACGGGUGUCGACUACGCCGGACCAAUCGAGAUAAAAUCCUGGAAAGCACGCGGGGCAAAAAUCCUAAAAGGGUACUUUGCAGUUUUUAUCUGUUUAGCCACGAAGGCAAUUCAUUUGGAAGUGGUAUCAGAUCUGACAACAUCAGCUUUUUUAGCAGCAUUCAAACGCUUUACUGCAAGAAGAGGAAGCUGCAAGAAAACAUACAGCGAUUGCGGAACUAAUUUCGUUGGAGCGAAUAACGAACUAACCAAGAUGUUAAAAGAGGCAAGCCAUGACUGGAAGGAAAUCGCAAAAACCUUAGCAAAUCACGGCACCGAUUGGCACUUUAUUCCUCCUGCUUCUCCACACUUUGGUGGAUUAUGGGAAGCAGGUGUGAAAUCAGUCAAGUACCAUCUAAAAAGAGUAGUCGGAACUGAAAGGUUAACUUUUGAGGAGCUCGCGACACUUCUAACACAAAUAGAAGCGUGUCUGAAUUCGAGGCCCCUAUGCCCUCUCUCCGACAGUCUUGACGAUUUAAACGCGCUCACUCCUGCGCACUUCUUAGUCGGCGAAUCAUUAUACGCAGUACCUCAAGGCGAAACUAACGAAAACGUAACACACAUCGACCGGUGGAAACGUGUCCAAGCGCUGGCGGAAGGAUUUUGGCGAAAAUGGAACUCCGAAUACCUGGCAAGGCUUCAACAGCGCCCAAAAUGGAUGAAAAUCCAAGCAAUGCCGAAAAUCGGAGAUUUAGUUCUGUUAAAAGACGAACGACUUCCACCGACCUAA